Molecule: messenger RNA, 1422 nt
Organism: Saccharomyces paradoxus
Lineage: Eukaryota; Fungi; Ascomycota; Saccharomycetes; Saccharomycetales; Saccharomycetaceae
Gene: TUB4
Product: gamma-tubulin
Exons: 1
Coding region: 1-1422 (473 amino acids)
Biological process (GO): microtubule nucleation; mitotic sister chromatid segregation; meiotic spindle organization
Cellular component (GO): spindle; microtubule; gamma-tubulin complex
Molecular function (GO): GTP binding; structural constituent of cytoskeleton
Source: RefSeq, a predicted model, not a curated record
AUGGGUGGGGAAAUUAUCACUUUGCAAGCAGGUCAAUGCGGGAACCACGUUGGUAAGUUUCUCUGGUCUCAAUUGGCGAAAGAACAUGCUAUAGGCACCGAUGGGCUAUCUCAACUAGCUGAUUCCGGUACAGAAAGAGAUGAUGACACAAAGCCUUUCUUCCGCGAAAACAGUAGGAAUAAGUUUACGCCAAGGGCCAUUAUGAUGGAUUCUGAGCCUAGCGUCAUUGCCGACGUGGAGAAUACAUUUCGUGGGUUUUUCGACCCGAGAAAUACCUGGGUGGCUUCUGAUGGUGCUAGUGCCGGUAAUUCUUGGGCUAAUGGGUAUGAUAUAGGAACGCGUAAUCAGGAUGAUAUUCUUAACAAGAUCGAUAAAGAGAUCGAUUCUACUGACAAUUUCGAGGGUUUCCAGUUGUUACACUCAGUGGCAGGUGGGACUGGUUCCGGGCUGGGGUCCAACCUCUUAGAAGCGCUCUGUGAUCGAUAUCCCAAAAAAAUACUUACGACAUAUUCAGUGUUCCCUGCAAGGUCUUCUGAGGUUGUUGUUCAAUCUUAUAAUACUAUUCUGGCCUUGAGGAGACUGAUAGAAGAUAGCGAUGCAACCGUGGUGUUUGAUAAUGCUUCGUUGCUGAAUAUUUCCAGUAAAGUAUUUAGGAACCCGAAUAUCGAUUUACAGCACACGAAUCAAUUGAUAUCGACCAUAAUAUCGUCGGUAACGAACAGUAUACGGUUUCCCAGUUACAUGUAUUCAUCCAUGCCCAGUAUCUAUUCCACCUUGAUUCCUUCCCCUGAACUUCAUUUUCUAAGUCCUAGUUUCACUCCAUUUACAUCAGAUUAUAUUCAUGAUGAUACAGCGCAUAAGGGCCAUUCCAGUUAUGACGUCAUGUUAGAUUUAUUAGAUCCUUCUAAUUCUCUCGUCUCUACCGCGAUGAACAAUCCAACAUAUUUCAACGUUUAUAACACAAUUAUUGGUAAUGUAGAGCCUCGUCAGAUAUCACGUGCAAUGACCAAGUUACAGCAGCGUAUUAAAUUUCCCUCAUGGUCUUCUUCUGCGAUGCACGUUAACAUUGGUAGAAGAUCGCCCUACCUACCCUCACAGCCUAAUGAAAACGAAGUUAGCGGUAUGAUGUUAAGCAAUAUAUCUACUGUGGUGAACGUCUUUGAGAAUGCAUGCAAUACUUUUGACAAAGUAUUUGCUAAGGGCGCGUUUCUGAAUAAUUAUAAUGUAGGCGACUUGUUCCAAUCCAUGCAGAACGUUCAAGAUGAAUUUACCGAGUCAAGGGAAGUGGUACAAAGCCUAAUGGAAGAUUAUGUGGCUGCGGAACAAGAUUCGUAUUUGGACGAUGUACUUGUUGAUGAUGAAAAUAUGGUCGGCGAGUUGGAAGAGGACCUGGAUGCCGACGGCGACCAUAAAUUAACAUAA